Messenger RNA from Aspergillus mulundensis, 864 nucleotides. Its product is annotated as SCO family protein. Lineage: Eukaryota; Fungi; Ascomycota; Eurotiomycetes; Eurotiales; Aspergillaceae. Bases 1 to 864 code for a protein of 287 amino acids. The transcript is spliced from 3 exons. The record is from RefSeq and is a predicted model, not a curated record. Gene Ontology annotation, biological process: intracellular copper ion homeostasis; mitochondrial respiratory chain complex IV assembly. Gene Ontology annotation, molecular function: copper chaperone activity; copper ion binding. Gene Ontology annotation, cellular component: mitochondrial inner membrane.
AUGUCCGUACCACUCCGAUCUAUCACGCGGCCUAUUGCCCGCUCAACCCGGCCGUCGUUCCUCGCCUCCCAAUCCCGCAUUCAGCUCUCACAAAACAUCCCCCGAUUCACAACACCACUCCGCACACAAUGGCAGCCCUUCUCAACAACACCGGGCCGCCCGAAAGCGCGCACAAUGGGCCAGCUCCGCCAGCGCAACAACACGGGUCCAUUCUCUUGGAAGGCUGCGUUGCUGUUCGUCCUCACCGGCGCCGGAAUGAUCGUCUACUUCCGCGUUGAGAAGGACCGGUUGGAGCGGAAGCGGAUUGCGGAGAUGAGCAAAGGUGUCGGAAGGCCAAAGGUCGGCGGGCCUUUUGUGCUGAAGGACCUGAAUGGAAACACCUUUACUGAGGAGGACUUGAAGGGGAAGUAUUCUUUUGUCUACUUCGGCUUCACGCACUGCCCCGAUAUCUGCCCCGACGAGCUCGACAAGAUGGCUGAGAUUAUUGACCAAGUGAAGGAGGCCAACAAGGGCGAGAACAUCUUCGUUCCUGUCUUCAUUACAUGCGAUCCCGUACGCGACACGCCCGAGGUGCUGCACAACUACUUGCAGGAGUUCCACAAGGAUAUUGUCGGCUUGACGGGGACAUACGACCAGGUGAAGCAGGUCUGCAAGGCGUACCGGGUGUACUUCAGCACGCCGCGCGAUGUGAAGCCUGGCGAGGACUAUUUGGUUGAUCACAGUAUUUACUUCUACCUGAUGGAUCCCGAGGGCGACUUCGUCGAGUGUAUCGGACGACAAGACACCCCCGAGUCCGCAACGAAGACAAUUAUGCAGCAUAUCAACGACUGGAAGCGAGAAGGGAAGCCCUUGAAGGAGGACUAG